This is a messenger RNA of Glossina fuscipes, 5402 nucleotides long. RefSeq lists its product as uncharacterized. The coding region runs from base 129 to 5387 and encodes 1752 amino acids. The transcript is spliced from 14 exons. The record is from RefSeq and is a predicted model, not a curated record. Lineage: Eukaryota; Metazoa; Arthropoda; Insecta; Diptera; Glossinidae.
AAAUAAAUAAAAAAAACAAAAAAAAGUGGUAAUAAAAAGUAUUUGUGUGGGCUUGUCUGACUCUGUGUGUAGAUGUCGGAAAAUUCACUUAUAUAUUGAGCACGCAAACUUCAUAGAUAUCUUAUAAAAUGGAACGAGGACAAGAAAAAUAUCUCUCAUCGGGAAGUAAUACAACAAAUACGACACCUUCCCGGCCGGCUUCACGACGCACUUCCACUAUUAUAACGCGAGAAUCAUUACCAACACCGCCACCCGAUCCACGGGUACGAGAAGCCCAAGAAAAUGUUUUCAUUUAUCCGCCUAUUACAAAAAAUUUUUCCAGCGAACUUCAAGGUCUGCUAAAAUUUGGAGAAAGACAAAAUGAAUAUCAAAAACUUCUAAGGCAAAGUAUCGCAAGUGAUUGCAGAAAAUCGCAUAAGAAUUCGACGAAGGAGGAUAGUUCAACGGACGAAGCGGAUAGAUGUGAAUGUUGUGAGAAAUUACGCAAAGAGUUUGAAUAUAUCAUGGAACCGUUACAGAAUCGUUUGAAUUCGAAUAUUACCAAUGCUUUGGCGGCUUAUGGAGCCAUGGACCAAUUAAAUCGUAUGUACACAAUGUGGGAACAUUACAUAAUCGUGGAGAAAGAGUUACGGCAAAGUAAGGAACGCCUACGUUAUGUGAAUUUGCUACAGAGAAAGAUGCCACAGGUAAUAGAUGAGAAAAAUAUUAAGGAUCGUCCAGCAACAACAACUGCUCCGACUAGCUCAUCUAAGGAUGUAGAUAAUAAAGAUAUAGAAAAAUCUAUUGCUUUAUUAGAAACAAUAUUAAAGCCAGAGCAAAUAGCGGCAACUAAAAGUCAAGAGAUCAAAGUACAUCGGGAACGCAGUAGAUCCUUUAUGAUAGAAGAUAUUCCCAGUUUACGCGAGGCACGUGAAAGCGAUAAAAAUAAUGCUGUUAAACAACAUUUAUUAAGGAGGCAGAGUACUUACGGCGAUAGCAAAUCAAAAGUUUCGAAAUGGACUAAAGUGAAAGCGGCUUUUAAAUGGGAAAAAGCCAAUGUACCAGUUAUAACGGAGGGUACACGUGACGUUCUUACACCAAACAAUGCUGAAGUGGCGAGAUAUCUACGAGUACCGUCUGUACCUUGCGGUGGUAGUUCAGCUGACAGCAUUUUGAGUUCAUCUUCGGGCCACUUACUAAGCGAGGGUACUAUGAGCUCUGCCAGCUCAAUGGACGAUAUUGAUAAUAAUGCUCAACCUAAUAUGCGUAAAGAUUCAUCGAAAAAUUAUGUAAUGAAUUCAGCGGCAGAAAAAAAAGUAGCUGAAGAAACAAAAACGUUAGAUACAUCGCUUCCGAAUGAGUCGCACAAAUGUGUUUCUCCGACAAAGUCAACAAGCAAUAAAUCUUUGCGUAAAUACAAAACUAUAACCGACUUUGAAGUUGUACCUGAAGAUGUUGAAACCGAUCUCAGCGGAACUGGCAAACGUAAAACACGUGUUCCUCCCCGUCCAUUAAAUCUUAAUAUUAAACAGGAUUUAACCGACAUUGAUCUUAAUUAUUAUACAACAUCACCUCAUUUAUUGAAAGCCAGUCCAAAAGAUGGCACUCAAUCGCUUAAUCGUACGGCUGUUAAGAAAAUCAGUUCACCCGUCAAUUCAUCUGUGCCUUCAAGUCCCUCCAGACAUUCAGAUUGUUUUAUUGAAUUCGAAAGUGAAGAUUUAUCUAGUGGUGAUUUUUCCGAAUCAAAUUCACCCAAUGACUUGAUGACGCGUAAAAGUUUUGAACAACAGCAAUUGGAAAUCAAUCGACGUUAUGAAUUGCUGCGAAUCAAAUUGGAUAAAGAAUUUGAGGCUAAGCGUAAGGAAUGGGAGAAAAUGAAGACGAGUCGUGGUAAAAAUUCGACUUUAGUUUUAAAUAAAUUUGCGUACAAUUUUCUUUUGUACGAAUCACUUGCAGGUAUUUCAUUAAUAACGGCUAAUAAAACACCAGAGCCUUUAUCGCCCAGUCCGUCGAUGAUGAGCAAUAAUUUAACGACCAAAUUUUUAGAGGAAAAUCUUACCCCCGACUUUAAGAAAAAGUUACAAAAAUGGCGCGUUAAAAAGCAAGCUUCAAUAGGAGGUAUACAAAGUCAAGCUACGCUGCACACAACAACACCGAAAGAGAAUGUAACCGCAUCUGCGACUUUAACUCCAACAUGUGUUAAAGAAAACAAUAACAUAAAAAUUGAUUGGAAUUUAUGGAAAACAGGACAAUUAAAGUUGGAGGGCCAGGGUUUAAGUCCGUUACCCGAACAAAAAGAUUUGCCGGAAGAGUUCCAAAAAAAAUUAGAACAAUGGAAUAAAAUCAAACGCGGCGGUUCUUCAACAAGUUGUGCGGACUCUUUAAAACGUUCCCAUAAGCAUGGUAGUGGUGGCAGUAGAAAAGGUGAAUCCGAUGAUGACAAGAAAGCCGAGAAACAUAAGCCUCCUGAUAAAGAGAAAUCGGAGAGAUUGGCCAAAUUGAAAGCUAUUGUUGGUGAUCACCCAGCUAAAGAGAUUGAAGUAAAAACAUCAGCUGGUGUUAUGAAAUUUGAAGGUAUCUCUCGCAAGUUUACCCGUAAACUUUAUGAGUGGGAGAAAGCGCGCGGUAUCGGCCCCGAAGCUUCCACGUUCGCUUUACUACAUCCCGGUUAUUGUCCAAUCGAUGUUAAAAGAAUACCGAAAGAGACCAAUGCCCAAGAAAAUCCACCUACCUUAAGUAGAUCGUUAUCGUUAGACAGCGUAGCACCUUCUGCAGCUAUACCGAUGAUAUCGCAACAGGCGUCCAGUUUAUCGUUGAACGAUGUUAAUGAUCUGAAAAAUAUAGAAGAAAAGGGUGUAAAUAGCACGGAAGUUUUAACUUUAGGGAAUGAGUUUAAAAGAUUUGAAGAACCCGAAGCUGUUGUGGUCGAAGUCGAGGAUCAUAUUGUGGAAACAGCUUCAGCAUUGAUAACUGCAAAUCCCUGGGAUAAGCAACAGACACCAAUUUAUAAAUAUGAAGAAAUUACUUGUAACGAUUUUUGUAAUACGAGGAGGGUGCAAAGUUUUGAGUCUCAUACUAAUGUAACUCCGUUAUUGAAUGUAUUGAAAAAUACCGAAGAAUUGUUGAAAUUAUUGAAACAAAAAUCACCAGAUAUAGGGGAAAAUAUGAUUUUGAAGCAAUGUGAAUCCGUAGUGACCUUGAUACGCAACAGCUAUACUUAUUACUCGGAAAAUCUGACGAAGCCCGCUUUAGUAAAUGCUAUAUCUGAUGCGCAAGUCAAAUUAAGUCGCUUAAGAGAUUUGAGCGCCAAAUCGCCGUUAGACGAAGCUUGUUGCCAGGAGAUUAUGAAGGAACGCAACGCAGAGUAUAACGAAGAAUUUCAUGGUCUGCGAGAAUGUUUGGAGGUUUUAAAGCAUAAUUUGCUUGGUAACGGGCCCCUUUGUUCUAGAGAUAAUGUACCCGAUAUUAAUAUAACUUCUGAAGAUGGAUUAGAAUCAUCGGUUAUUACGCAGCCGGGUGAUACAACUUGCGAUCAAAUGUCCACAACGUUAGAGGCUACCGAUGAAUUAAGCGCUUCGGUAGUAGAGAACGAUACCGAAACUCCGAACGUUACAGUUACUCGUACAGGCAGCGGUAGCGGUGGUGGUGGUAAGAAAAAAAUUCGUUUACGUAAAGUAGGCUCGCGUCAGAACAGUAAAACGGAUAGUGAUAGCAGUGAUGAGGACAAUAAUUAUGGCAGUAAUUUAGAAACUCCGAGGCGUUUAAAACGGAAAAGCUACCGGCUAAAGCAACGAUCAUUUGAUGACGAUCCAAAACUUAACGCUGACGAUAUGAUUUAUACACUAAAAGUUAAACCGGGCCAGCGUAUAGAAGAAAAUCGUGAGAGCGCGCCCCUGAAAGAGCCUAUACGAACUGCUGCUUCUUUAAUUCUGCCGUUGACAAUUUCCACUUCAUUGCCGAACGUGUUUGUCAAAACUAAAAGAAAACUAUUCACAACGGUACAAGAACCAGCCGCUGUGGAUGGCUUAACUGUUAUCGAACAAGAAGUGGAUAAUUCUCCUGUGGAGCAAAUUCAAAAAAAUGAUCUUAAACUAAAUGCAGUUACUUUAGAGGACAACGAAAGCAAAUCUGAUUAUUGGACAUAUAAUGCGAAAAUAAAACAACUGGAACAACAAGUUAAGCCACGGUUACUGUUAGUUCAUAAGUCUCUCAGUUUAGACGAUACACGUACCGAUAUGGAAACAAAUGACAGUAAUGAUAAGAAAUCCCAUAGUAUGGAAAAUAUCCGUAAUAAAAAACUGACUAAAGCAACACGACCACCUUUAGCCAAUGACAGUUUCCGUUUAAUAAACAAAAUCAAAGGAUCGCAUAUUGAGGGUAAAACUAAAAAAAUCAAUUCGGCGAAUGAGAAAAUCGAACAUGUUUUUAAAAAACACGCAGAUAAAACUCACACGAGGGGGAUUACUGUUAAAAAGAUUGAAACGAAAAUUUCGAAAUCGCAAACUGCCAACACUGUGUCAACGGAUAAAUUCGAUAACACUUUACCACGUAUUCAUCGUAAAUGGGAACGUAAAUCAUUGACUCCUACUACGCAAUAUACCAAAUUCAAUUAUCCCGAGCCCGCGACCUCGGAACCAUCUAGUCCAAUGUACGCGGAAACUUAUUAUAAGCCGGCAACUCCGCUCACCGAAAGGGCUUUGCGUUUGAAAAAAGCAAAAGAAGAUUUCUUAAAGGGUUUUGCCGAUUUUCCCAGCCUUCAGCAAGCGCAACCGCAUAAAUUAGAAACAAAGCAACUCUCACAGUGGCCCGAAAAAGGCCAAAGCGAUUUAAGCUUAAGUUCUGUUACUACGACUGAUGAGCGUUCUCUGGUAGAUGAUGAGAGCACUGAAAUGGAACAAGAAGAAAUCCCAAAAAGUUUAAGCGCCAACACUCUUAGAGACGAAACACCGGCCACUCAUUCGGAUACCGGUACAGAUCAGGAUUUUGGUGCUUUAUAUAAUUCAUUUCCGCGCCAAGUUACACGUUCUCGAAAGAUAACCAGUAAAUUGGGCUUUGCUACGUUGGCUUCGAAAUUGCGUAAAGUGAAAGGCAAGAAGAAACCGAAGAAUACCAGCAGCGAAACUAUAUCAAAUGUACCUCUAACAGCGAGUAAUAGUAAUAGCGCUCUGUCAACAUUGUGUCGCCAAAGUUUAUGGUCUGAUGUUAUAGCGAUACCUCGUUUAAUAAAUAGCGAUGAUAUGACAUCGCCUUCGACAAUUAAUAAAUCGAAGUCAUCUCCACAUGCCUUACAACAAGCAAGACAAAAUAUUACGGAGGAAUCGAAAGCCAACGUGAAUAUACAAAACGAACGUUUAAAUAAAUCACAAAGCGAACAAUACGUGAAACGCCAUAAAGAAAGCUAUGUCUAGUCAUAGAGAAUAAAC